Molecule: messenger RNA, 222 nt
Organism: Bipolaris zeicola 26-R-13
Lineage: Eukaryota; Fungi; Ascomycota; Dothideomycetes; Pleosporales; Pleosporaceae
Exons: 1
Source: RefSeq, a predicted model, not a curated record
AUGGAUAAAACAGUGCUGCAACCAUAUGAGUCUGUAGAAGAGAAUCUUCCACACACGGAAACCGAAAUCGUAGCGUUUGGAGGUGAGGAUGGCCGACUACUUCAUCCCAAGAAACGUGUCGAAGCAUCCCUCGCACAUUCGAGGUCUCAUUCCACGGAAACAACGCUAAUGGAAGCAAAAGACGAUAGAAUUAGGAAUCUGGAUCAAAAGAGCUCAAGUUUU